Molecule: messenger RNA, 4598 nt
Organism: Rhopilema esculentum
Lineage: Eukaryota; Metazoa; Cnidaria; Scyphozoa; Rhizostomeae; Rhizostomatidae
Source: RefSeq, a predicted model, not a curated record
ACCCACAGUUCCAGUCUCAGCUUGUUCUUAAUUUGUUCUUAACUUUGUCCAAUUUUGAGGCUCGGGUUCCUAUAAAAUUGUUUGCUAUUAGCUCAUCCAAAGAUCUGUGCGACUCUUUUGACUUUUGCGCAAACGUUUGUAAGCCGAAACCACAUAUAAAAAACAUAACCUUCCGCACACGGGAUCUAACUAUAGUAGUAACUGACAACUGUCUGUGGUGGUAUAUCCAGGAUCGAGAUGUCGGAGAAUCCUGCUAAACAGAGACAAGUUCAAUCCUUCCAUGUCCUUCACGAAAAGCAAAUUUUGUGCCUAGCUCUCUCUACAAUUAUUUUCAUUUUCGUAUCUUGUGUGCCAGUGCUUUUUGUUAACUGGAGUCUUGGUGAGGUUCGCCGACUAGACGGCGAGGUCAAAAACUUGAGGAGUCACAUUGAAAAGCUUCAGCAAUUGGUGGACGAAAAAUUUGAGAACAGUUAUAGUGGAGGUAAAAAGAAGCGGUCACUGAAGGAGGUUGAUGGCACAAGGCAGAAAUCAAGGAAAAAGAGACAUGCAGAAAAUGCCAAGGUUGUGCAAGAGUUCUGCCUUUUCUAUCUAAAGAAGUCUAAACACUUCCAAUGCAAUCUAACUAAAACUAUUCUCAAGGUUGGUCCUAAAGGCGAGCCUGGUCGAAGAGGAAAACCAGGUCCACGCGGAUUGACAGGGGAACGAGGAAGAACUGGUGCGAUCGGUCUAGUUGGAAUCAAGGGAGAUCCGGGUCCUAGGGGAAUGAAAGGUGAACAAGGAGAGGCUGGCGUGAAGGGUGUCAAAGGGGAGCCGGGUAGAUCGGCACAGGUUCCAGAGAUAACUGUUAAGCCAGGGAAUGUUACUGUCAAAGAGAAAUCAAUAGCCAUGUUCAAAUGUGCGGCAGUUGGGUACCCAAAGCCCAUUAUAACUUGGAAAAUGAAAGGAAAAGAAAUAAGGCAGGGUACGAAGUUUCUGUUGAAUAAUGGUUUGCAAAUAAAAGGAGUAACAAGAAUGGACCAAGGAAAUGUUGAGUGUACAGCUAAAAGUAUCCUUGGAGAAGAUUCAGCAGUGGCGUUCUUGGAUGUCUUACUACCGCCAACUGCAACAAUGAGACCACAAAGAGCUGUUGUCGAGCAGGGUGACAUUUCCUUCAAUGCAAGAUGCAUUACAACUGGAUCUCCACGUCCAACAGUCACUUGGCAAUUAUUCCAAAGUAAAACUAUGAGAAACGUUAGGACCUCUGGUGAAAAUUUGACCAUCUUAAGUCCUAAAGUUCAAAAUAGCGGCACGUAUAAUUGCAUAGCUGAAAAUUCAGUUGGCAAAGCACAGUCAUGGCUUGCAUUAGUUGUUCAAAGAUAUGCAAGAAUAGAAAUCACCUCAGCAGGUUGUGAGGAUUUUCCUGGGUGUGGUGUGGCGGAGAUAAAGGUUGAUGGCGUGAAUUAUGCCCUAGAUCGAAGAGGGUUCAACAUCGUCGUCAUCUCUCCUAAAGACGGUUUGUUGAUCGCAAGAAGAGAAUUCGAUACUCAUGGAUCUGCGAUGGAGAGCACUAAGAUGCUAGAAUUCAUCAAUGAUAUCAAAUAUGGGAACAUUGUUGCAGUGGCAGUUAAAGAUGAGGCAGGAUUUCGUCUAGAAGUAGAGGGAGAAUAUGCUAUUCACAGCUUAGGGGCCUAUGCUAGUUUGAGGAGUCUAGAAUCAAUUACACAUCCUAGAUACCGCGCAAGCUUUGCCCUGCUUACAAUAAAAGGCAAGCCGAAGCCAAUAUGGCACUCAGAAAAGUUUGCAGCUCGUAAAACAGGACCUGUUAGAAUCACAGCGAGCAUUUCGUUGAUAGAUUAGCUGCGUACAUGAAGAGAAGCUAUAUAACUUCCAAGAUUUUGAGAGAAAAUGACUUCGAAGUUUUAAAUUUUUACCCAUGCCUUUGUAAGUUCUUGAUUUUGUUUAUAGUUUAUAAUUUGCCAAUUCAAAUUGCUGAAAAAGGAACGUAGAGGAUUAGGUGGAAUAUGUCAACUUAAGGACAAUCAGUCAAUCUUCUAUGAGAGAAUUCACCAGUCUUCUCUAUAAAAUCAUAAAAUCUUGAAAAGACAACGGAAAGUUAAGAAACACUUUUAUUUUUUUCAGGAUGCUUUUGAGACUUUUUAAGGCAGUAAAUCUAGUAAUGCAUCUAAUAAAUAUUAUAGAGGGUAAGUUACAAAAAAUUUCCAUAUUUCAUUAAAGUUGCUUAUUGAUGAUGAUUGUGUCAUAAAGAACAACAAAGCAGUCUUUAUCUUAAUUUCAGAGGUAACAGGCAAUUGGCACUGAACUUUAUUCAAAAACUUAUUCAUAUUCAUUUUGAUUAAACAAGGAUGACUCGACAGAAAUGUAUAAAGGAAAAAGAGUUUUGAUAUACAUAAUAAUAAUAGCUUAAACAAUUUGAAUAACAUCAAUAUAAAUACAGUAAAUAAAAACCCCAAAUCAUACGUCCAUGAAACCGUAGAUGAAAAAAUUCCAGAAACUGAUUCCUGCUAAUUAAAUACAUUGCGGAAUAUUUUAACAACUACUUUAUAAACAUAACACAAGAUCUAGGAAUCCAACAAGAUAUAGCUCACAUAUCAGUUACAGAUGGUAUAAAUGACCCAAUUGAUAAAGCCAUUUAGAAAUAUAAAAACCACCCAAGUAUCAUAAAAAUAAGAGAAAUGUACCCUGACCCUCAGCCCUUUGAAUUUAGGGAAGUUAGCAGUGGGGAAAUUUGGGAUCAGAUAAACAAACUUAAUACCAGAAAGGCCUCACCAAUAGAAAGUAUACCUGCUAGGAUAUUAAAAGAAUAUUCAGACAUUUUCUCUGAAAUUUUACAAAGAACAUUUAAUGAGGACCUUUCUAAUAUGAUAUUUCCAAAAGAACUCAAAUUAGGAGACAUAUCAUCGUUGCAUAGAAAAGAUGAUAAAUUCAGUAAGAAAAAUAUAUGAGAGAAUCAUGGAAUCACAAAUUACUCCCUUCGCUCAUGGUUUUCUAUCACCACUGCUAUGUGGUUUCAGAAGAAAUUAUAGCACUCAACAUACAUUACUCAGACUCAUAGAAAAUUGCAAAAAAGCUCUAGAUACUAAACAUACAGCUAGUGCACUAUUGAUGGAUCUGUCAAAAGCAUUUGACUGUCUGAAUCAUGACCUAAUGAUUGCUAAACUCAAUGCUUAUGGUUUUAGUAGAAGUGCCUUGAAUUUCACAUUAUCGUACCUUAGCCAGAGGAAACAAAUAGUCAAAAUAAACGGCUCUUUCAGUGAAUGGAAAACCACAAGUGUAGGUGUGCCACAAGGAUCAGUUUUGGGACCUAUUUUGCUCAAUAUAUACGAAAAUGACAUGUUUAUGUUUAUAUCAAAUAGCCAAAUAUGCAAUUAUGCUGAUGAUACAACGCUAUAUGUCAUCCACCAAGACAUUCAGCAGGCUACUAAAAUACUAGAACAAGACGUAGUUAUUUUGAGAGAAUGGUUUCAAAAUAAUUAUAUGAAAAUGAAUGGGGACAAAUGCCACCUUAUAAAUUUUGGUAAAGGCAGCAAUGACACAUCUCUGAAAAUAGAUAAAACGAUAAUUAAACCAAGUAAAGAACAAAAACUUCUUGGAAUAAGUAUUGAUAAUAAUUUGUCGUUCAAAGGACACGUACAAUCGAUAUGCAAAAAGGCCAGCCAAAAGCUACAUGCUUUAUCCCGAAUCUCCAACUACAUGGAUCAUAAAAAAGUAAAACAGACCAUGCACGUCUUCAUUUUAUCACAAUUUAGCUACUGCCCUUUAAUUUGGAUGUUUUGUGAUCGACAGAUGAACAACAGAAUAAACAGAAUUCAUGAAAAGUCUUUGCGUCUUGCCUAUGAUGACUAUGAAUCAAGCUUUCAACUGUUCUUGAAAAAGACAACUCGACGUCUAUCCACGAUAAAAAUCUGCAAUUGCUCCUUACAGAAAUAUAUAAAUCUUUACAUAAUCUCAACCCAAGUUUCAUGAAAGAAAUCUUUACUGAAAGAAAUACAUGCUAUAAUCUUAGAAAAAUAUCCCGAAUAUCACUAUAAAAACCAAAAUUAAAUUGUUAUGGUAUAGAAAGUACAACCUUUAGGGGAUUCAAGCUCUGGCAAGAGCUUACAAAUGACAUUAAAACAUCUUCUAGCCUCGCAAUAUUUAAGAAAAAGAUUAAAACUUGGAAAGAUACAAAAUGCAACUGCAGACUUUGCAAACCUUACGUUACGCAGAUGGGAUUCUUGAAAUAGUCAUCGGAUAAUUGUAUAUUUUUAUCUAAUAAGUCAUCCUUUCAAUUUUAUACAUUUCCUUUAUCAUUUUAUCCAUUCAUUGUAGUUAAUUUAAGAUUUGUAAAUGUAGUAUAAAUAGUAGGCUUUAAUUAGCUGUUAUAUUAGCUAUAAAAAUUUAAUAAUCCGCAUAGUUUAUCACUCUCAACUAAAAGAAACGUCUCGAAAAAGAUUUAAAGUUAGAAUAAAUUGAUUUUUAUGAUUAUUGUGUUAUGAAAAUAGUGCUUUUGCCCCAAGUCAGGUCGUUUCUGAAAAAUUUAUUGCUUUUAAUAAGAAAUCGUCUAUAAGAAGAAUGAUCAAAAAUUUAAUCGUUCUUUCAAAGCUGGAAUAGACAUUGUU